Messenger RNA from Sclerotinia sclerotiorum 1980 UF-70, 924 nucleotides. RefSeq lists its product as hypothetical. Gene Ontology annotation, molecular function: guanine nucleotide transmembrane transporter activity. The record is from RefSeq and is a predicted model, not a curated record. The transcript has 6 exons. NCBI's taxonomy places the organism in Eukaryota, Fungi, Ascomycota, Leotiomycetes, Helotiales, Sclerotiniaceae. Bases 1 to 924 code for a protein of 307 amino acids. Gene Ontology annotation, cellular component: mitochondrion.
AUGUCUCCAAUUGCAGCCGCGCCGUCAUCGGCGUCCAAAAAAUACAAGUCAGAAUCUACAUUGGCAAGAUUGUUGGGCUCGGGAUCUGCUGGUAUUGCUGAGCUUGCCGUCUUUCACCCUGUCGACACAAUUGCAAAGAGAUUGAUGAGCAAUCAUGGAUCGACCAAGGGCAAACUAGCAGAGGUUAUCUUCAAGGAUAAGGCAACAGCUCCAAUCGGCACCAAGUUCUUUUCCCUCUUCCCAGGUCUAGGAUAUGCUGCAGGAUACAAAGUCCUUCAAAGAGUCUACAAGUAUGGCGGACAGCCAUUUGUUCGUGAUUACCUUGCCAAGAACCACGGUAGCACAUUCGAUAACACAUUUGGCGCAAAGACUGGAAAGGCGAUGAUGAGUUCAGUAGCAGGAAGUCUUGUUGGAAUUGGAGAGAUUGUACUUCUUCCCCUUGACGUUCUCAAGAUCAAGCGACAGACAAACCCUGAGGCUUUCAGAGGACGAGGAGUUGUCAGAAUCGUUAGAGAUGAGGGUUUUGGAUUGUAUAGAGGUUGGCAAUGGACUGCUGCAAGAAAUGCACCCGGAUCAUUUGCUCUCUUCGGAGGAUCUGCCUUUGCCAAAGGAUAUAUUUUCAAUUUGAACGAUUACAACAAAGCCACCUGGUUCGAGAACUUUGUAGCUUCUAUCGCCGGUGCCUCUGCGUCCCUUGUCGUCUCUGCACCCCUCGACGUUAUCAAGACCCGUAUCCAAAACCGUAACUUUGAGAACCCAGAAAGUGGCUUCAGGAUCGUGUCAAGCAUGAUGAAGAACGAGGGCAUGACAAGUUUCUUCAAGGGUUUAACACCAAAGCUCUUGAUGACCGGACCAAAAUUAGUGUUUUCUUUCUGGCUUGCACAAACUUUAAUUCCUGCUUUUGAUAUCGCUCUUUCCAAAUAG